AUGGGAGAACAAGAAGUACAAUAUUUAGCUAAUGCAUUAGCCAACAACAAGACACUCAUAGUACUCAACUGGGACCACAAUUAUAUCAGAUCUGCUGGUGCACAAUAUCUGGCCCAUGCAUUAACACACAACAAAACACUCACCACACUUCAUCUGUCCGCGAAUCAAUUGUUCCCUGAAGCAGCACAACAUCUAGCCAAUGCAUUAACAAAAAACUAUACACUCACCGCACUCUACCUCUCGACCAAUUGUAUCAUGGAUGAAGGAAUAAAAAGUCUCGCAGCUGCAUUAAUGCACAACGAGACACUUACCACACUCGAACUUGGCGACAAUCAUAUCAGAUCUCAAGGGGCGCAGCACCUAGCUAAUGCAUUAAUAAAGAAUGAGACACUGAUCAACCUUAAUCUUUACGAUAAUCAUAUCGAAGAUGAAGGAACAGAAUGUCUCACAAAUGCAUUAAUUAACAGCAAGAAGCUUACUACACUCAUCCUCGACCUUAAUCGAAUUCACAAUAAAGGAGCACAAUAUCUUGCCAAUCUACUAAUGAGAAACACGUCACUUACCACACUUCAUAUAAAACACAAUAGCUUCGAUUCCAAUGCAGCGCAAUAUUUAGCUAAUGCAUGGGCUAAGAACAAGACACUUACCACACUCAAACUAGGCAAAAAUUUUAUAAAAGUUGACGGCGUAAAAUAUCUCGUUAAUGAAUUAAAAAAUAACAAAACACUCACCACACUUGAUCUCUCCUUCAACCACAUCAAUCCCGAUGGAGUAGAAAAUCUUGCCAAUGGAUUAAAAAACAACGAGUGA
Rotaria sp. Silwood1 is the source of this 810-nucleotide messenger RNA. The record is from the annotation of a GenBank genome assembly. Lineage: Eukaryota; Metazoa; Rotifera; Eurotatoria; Philodinida; Philodinidae.